AUGAGCUUGCCGGAGAACGGGGUGAGCGGCGCCGGCAGCGAGGACCUCACGCUGCUGCAGCCUUUCCUCUCCGUGAAUAACAUCAUCGGGGGGAUGAUUUACUAUAUCCCGUUCGUCGAAUCCCGCGUGGAGUUCUUUCGGCGACGGAGUUUGGAGUGUGCGAUGGCGAACGACAAGGCCACAGGGGGGGGGGCAGGGUCAAACCUUCCGCAAUCGAACUCGCACAGUUCAGGGCGGCACCUCAGUGUGCUCCCUGGCGUGCCCACCGAUUUUGUCGACGAUGAAACCGACGCGAUGAUGUGGUUCCGCCGAAUGCAGAAAGCAGAAGAUCAUCUCAAAAGACUGUUAGCCGCAUCACAGAAGAGCGGAAAGUCUCAAGUAGAGAUAGGCGCCGUGAUUGACAUAUUGUGA
Messenger RNA from Phytomonas sp. Hart1, 411 nucleotides. Lineage: Eukaryota; Euglenozoa; Kinetoplastea; Trypanosomatida; Trypanosomatidae. The record is from the annotation of a GenBank genome assembly.